UUCAAAAUUUCUUCUUAUAUUUCUUCUUAUAUUUCUUCUUUAGACUUGAAACAUUCUAAACAAUCCUAGCUCAUUUUUCUCCUACAAAAAAACUAAAGUUAUGGAAAGAAUUUCAAAGCCGUUUAAUGGGAGAAACUAUUGGAACAAGAAAGGGUACAACCUCUUAGAUGGAGCCAUUGAAACCAAGAGGAACAUACAAGUAGUGAAGUUCAAUGGCGGACCGAAGAACGAAUCCUCGAAAUUUAGGAGGUUUUGGAGGAUUAAAAAGACUCUAAAGUUUAGUUUAAAGAAGGCGAUCAUUUCCUCGCCAAAGAAGCUAUGGAAAAACUUCAAGAAUGGUUAUAUUAACAUGAUGUUGAAAAUGGCCGGCGGAGUAGGGCAAAUUGAUGGUGUUAGUGAGUUUGAGAGGAGGAAGACCUCACAAUCUAGAACUUUUCAAGUUAAGUAUAAAAAUCAAGAUGAGUUUGAAGCAAGACUUGUUCUUGAGAUUUAUAAGGCCUUAAGUACCUCUAAAGGACUCUCUGAGGUUGCUUAGUGACAUAAUUAGUGUCCUAAGACAUCUCUUAAUUAAGAUCAUUUCCUUCACUCAUGUAAUUGCGACCGAGGGUGCAUUUUUGAAAUACUUUUUACGUAGGUAGUAUAAAUUUUAUACAUGGUUAUAAAUCAAAAUCAUGCGAAGAUAUAUAUAAAUUGUAAAUUAAGCUUCUUUUUAAAAUUGCUCAGCUCUACUAUUAGAAUUUUUUUGAAUAAAUUCAUGUUAUACAGGUGGUAGAUGAGCAGAGUUUAUGUUAAUAAAGAAUACAAGAAAGAAUAAUUAAGAACCUAAAUAAAGAACAAAUAAUUUAAUG
Messenger RNA from Spinacia oleracea (spinach), 848 nucleotides. RefSeq lists its product as uncharacterized. The transcript has a single exon. The record is from RefSeq and is a predicted model, not a curated record. Lineage: Eukaryota; Viridiplantae; Streptophyta; Magnoliopsida; Caryophyllales; Amaranthaceae. The coding region runs from base 101 to 535 and encodes 144 amino acids.